This is a messenger RNA of Malaclemys terrapin pileata, 2178 nucleotides long. RefSeq lists its product as uncharacterized. Lineage: Eukaryota; Metazoa; Chordata; Testudines; Emydidae. The record is from RefSeq and is a predicted model, not a curated record. The transcript is spliced from 5 exons. The coding region runs from base 277 to 1599 and encodes 440 amino acids.
CCAUUCAGCAGAGCAUUACGCAAAUCAACAAGCCACUUUGUAUUUCUUCACAAAGCAAUAGGGGUUUUUUCCACACCAUCUUUACUUUGCAAACACAGAAGUGCAAUUUAAAAAGGAAGACUGCAGAAAUUAAAUUGAUGGCCAAAUAAAUGCUCCGUGAAGGCCAAGGAGCUGUGAGAAGGAACUGCAAAUUUCUGGGCUCAGAAAUCCAGUACAUCUAGAACCGGUGCUUUUUAUUUGUCUACUCUUUAAGAGGCUGUAUGGUCUGUUGACCAAAUGCUAGAACCAAGCAACUCAGGAGAGUUGUAUGCAUGCAUAUUUAUUGCUUCUGAUUCUUCUGUUUGGACAAAGAAGAUGUGUGAGCUGAAACAUGCUGGUAAAUCAGGUAUGAGUGUUGGGAGUAAAGUCUCCUUCAAGCUCCCAGUCCAGCUCAUUGAUGAACAGGGGCAGCAGAUGAUCAUGGGAGAGCAGGAGUACAGUGGGACAGUCCUUUUUCACUCACCUGGUCUGACUCAGUGUAAGGAAAAAGCAAAAAUCUUUUGCAAACUCAUUGAUGAAAAGAGAGGCAUAUCUGGGAAUGAUAUCUUGGAUCUCCUGCUGAAAGAAGAAAGAGAAAAUGCCAGCAAUAUGAGUAAAACACUUUACAUGGAUUGCAAUGUCCAAUCAUUCCCAGUCAGCAAAACAGCUGAGGAUGAUGUCUGCCUGAGCAGCAAAAGAAGAAAAAUGUGUGCAACUCAGAGCCUUCCUUCCACGGCCGCUGGUCUAGUAUCAACAGCACCUGCUCAAUUCCAUGCCAUCUACAGCUUGCCAUCUGUGUCGGUGAAGUCAGAGCUGGCAGGAGAGUUAAGACAAAGAUCUGCUUUGGAAGACAAUUGCUUUCAGCUGUCAUGGGAGGCGCUCCAGCUGGAAGAGGAUGAAGACAUGGGGGAGGGUGAUGAGGAGUGCAGUGAGGAAGAAAACCCAUUUGCUGUUCUUGAAAAAUUGAUAAAGGAAAAUCAAACACUACGGAAAGAAAAUGCAUGUUUGAAACAGAUGCUGCUAGCAGCCCAGAAUUCAGCACCAUUCAGGUUGUUCUCUCAAGAAACACGUGACUCAGCUGCCUAUUACCUGCGGUUGGUCCUGGAAAACUUAGAAAGAACAGUUACAAUGAAUUCUUCUCCUUCACCUCAGGCAGUGGGAAGCAAAAAUUCUACCACAACAGUGAAUAAGGAUAAAUACUUGAAGCCUUUGAUCAUUGAUCCCGAUAACCCAGAGAGGUACUCGCAAGUGCUUGUGGACCCCAACAAACUAUACAAUGUGGUGAAAAAAGCACGAGAGCAGAAAUCCCACCAGGAAGUUAGCCUGUUGAAUGGACUCAUAGAUCUCGUGUUCAGCACUCAGGAGCUAGCAGUAGCCCAUGGGCUGGGGCUGAAAGGGAAGGAUAAAGAAGAAAAGGCCCUCAACAGGGUAAAAGUAUCAGCCUGUGAAGCUUUUUUAAGACAAACAUGCACUGCAGAAGGCUGGAAAGAGCUGAGCCAGGUUGAAUUCCGAAGAAAAUUCACAGCAAAGAUUUGCAAUGCCCGGCGGGAUCUGAAAAACUCCAUGCAAAAAUCCUCUUGAAAACACCCUACCUCUGAGGUCUAUGGGACUUUGAUAUGUAACUCUGAUAAUCUAAUGAGGAUCCUCUGACUGUAUUUUCACAUGGCAUGUUAAGAAACUUGGUACUUCUGCUGAAUAACUUGAAAAAGUCAAUUAUGAAACAAUCUAAGGGAUUUUGGGGCCAUCAGACUGCCCCAACGAAACUAACCAUAUCAUUCUGCAUAUAGAGUGCCUCAAGCAUGGAUAUGAAUGAGGAGACUAUGCAUUAGAGAGAGAGAGAGAGGUUUUUUUUUUACCACCUACUGUUACAUUUAUUUUUAAAGUGGUGUUGGGAUAGUAAAUUUGAACAAAAGCAUUGCAUUUCUUUAGCUAGUUAUUGUCAUCCUUUACAAUGCAUUUUCUGUUGUGUCUGAGGAUAACUUUGCAUGAUAGGGUGCCUUGUUCUUAGCACUUUGAGUGUUGGGGUUUUUCUCUGCAGUCCUGCAGCCUGUAUAUAUUGCUCAUGAAACUGGACUGUAACUGCAGACACCAAUUACAUGCUAGAAAUCAUCACCUGAGAAAAUGAGCGAUUCAAAAUAAAAUCUCUGUGAUAAAACUUUA